AUGACGAAGCCCCUUGAUAACUUCACUAUCUUAUUAUCUGAAUCCGAUGUCUUUACAAUCAAUACUAUUAACCAAUUGGUCCACGAGCUCGAACCUAGAUGUAGGGAGCUACGCCAACUAGUCCAAUCCAAAUUUCAGUAUACCGCUCGACUUGCAUCGACAGCAUCUGAAAAAAAGGCAGAAUUCUUAUCGGAUACAGUACUUCGAGAAGGAUUCAACAAUAUGCUUCUAAAUCUAGAGAUAGACACAAGGAAGAAACGAGAAGCCAGCGGUCCCCAGUAUAAAUUGCAUAUUUGUUUUGGAAAAUAUCCCAAAUCACAAAGCGAUGGAGAGUGUACAGUCAACAUUAGUAAUAACAUCCCAGAUGAUGAUAUCAACUAUUAUACUGAUAACACCAACCAUAUUUUUACUUCACUCGAUUUCAAUUCUCAAUCCGAUGCAUUAAAACGAAGACGUGCUUCAUCGGCUUCCUCAUUUCCAGUGUCUAAGCCAAAGAAGAUCCAAACACAAUAUGAAACUAGCGCUGAUCCCAUCAUCAAGAAAGAGAAGGAACCACUUGGAACUACACAUACUCGAGUUGAUUAUGAGAUAAUCAGUAUCUCUAGUAGUGAUGAAGAAGCAACACCUAAUGAUAAUGAUAAGGCAAAACUCAGUGAGGCAUUCCGUCUUUUUAAGAAGGUACUGAGACAGACGAAGAAGAAAUCAAGUUUAGCAGAAGGUCAGGACAAAAAAUUGAAAGUUAAGCAUGAGCUAGGGGGGAAGCCAAUCUAUCAGAUAUCCCAGUGGAGGAAGUCAAUCUAUCAGAAGAGCCAGCGGAGGAAGCUAAUCUAUUAG
Molecule: messenger RNA, 834 nt
Organism: Talaromyces stipitatus ATCC 10500
Lineage: Eukaryota; Fungi; Ascomycota; Eurotiomycetes; Eurotiales; Trichocomaceae
Exons: 2
Coding region: 1-834 (277 amino acids)
Source: RefSeq, a predicted model, not a curated record